UGGGCGAGAAUCACUUUUACCUUUUCAGCGGACCGUCCGUAGCCAAUUCCGUUUGCCUUCAAUUUUCAGUUUCAGUCGUUUUGUGUCAUUCGGUCAUUAGUGUUCACUGACACUUCGUUAACAAGAUUUAAAAGACAACAAUGGGUGUUCCUGCCGGUGAUGUUGAAAAGGGAAAGAAGAUUUUCGUCCAACGCUGUGCCCAAUGUCACACUGUUGAAGCUGGUGGCAAACACAAAGUAGGACCUAAUUUGCAUGGCAUUUUCGGCCGCAAAACAGGCCAAGCCGCUGGUUUCGCCUACACAGACGCAAACAAAGCCAAGGGCAUUACAUGGAAUGAGGAUACCCUCUUCGAAUACUUGGAGAACCCCAAGAAAUACAUCCCCGGCACAAAGAUGAUUUUCGCCGGUUUGAAGAAGCCCAACGAACGUGGCGACCUCAUCGCCUACCUCAAAUCGGCCACCAAGUAAAUUAGUCAACUGUUGCUACAUUUUAGUAGAUACAGCACCACCAACCCAGCCACCUAAUACAACAAAUCAUACUGAUCACAGAGCAUUAACAAAUUACUGUACUUCAACGUUUUAGUAUGGAACUGUUCAUGAGGCCAGCCAAAGUCCGAAUAUAAUCGGUAGUAUUUCCGAGGCAACUUUCUCAUUUUCUGUACAAAUCUUGAACGCAGAAGAUCCUCCAUCAUAGGUCAAUUUUAAUUUAAAUUAAAUUUUAAAUUUAACGAAAUAUAAUUAAAUUAUUAAUAAAAAAUAUAUAAUAUUCAAAAACAAAAAAAAAUACAAUUAAGGAAAAUCAACUCAAUAUAAAAUUAUGUUAAAAAAGAAUAAAAACGCGUAAAGUUCGGCAGAGUCGAAUCAAAUAUGCCCUGCAGCAUGGAUCGAACAUGGAUCAAAUAAAAUAUUUUCUUUAUUGGCAAAUACUGAGAAGUGU
Stomoxys calcitrans (stable fly) is the source of this 936-nucleotide messenger RNA. Its product is annotated as cytochrome c. The coding region runs from base 141 to 467 and encodes 108 amino acids. Gene Ontology annotation, cellular component: mitochondrial intermembrane space. Gene Ontology annotation, molecular function: electron transfer activity; heme binding. The transcript is spliced from 2 exons. The record is from RefSeq and is a predicted model, not a curated record. Gene Ontology annotation, biological process: mitochondrial electron transport, ubiquinol to cytochrome c; mitochondrial electron transport, cytochrome c to oxygen. Lineage: Eukaryota; Metazoa; Arthropoda; Insecta; Diptera; Muscidae.